This is a messenger RNA of Anastrepha obliqua, 4316 nucleotides long. RefSeq names its product mucin-2. The record is from RefSeq and is a predicted model, not a curated record. Lineage: Eukaryota; Metazoa; Arthropoda; Insecta; Diptera; Tephritidae. The transcript has 8 exons. The coding region runs from base 192 to 4094 and encodes 1300 amino acids.
UGAAAGUGUAACAAACAAAAAACAACAACAAAAAAAAACGGCAUAACGCCACAAAAGUACAUAAAUAUCUACAUACCCACACCUACUUGUAUAUGUAAAUGCCCACCUGAGUGCUAUAACUAGCGGAGAGAUACGCUGCUGUGGCAAGCAGACGGCGCAACGCAGCAGUCAGACAGUGGCGAAAACGUGUCAUGCAUUGGCUCGAUGGCAGCAUUUCCCUGGAUGAAAAUUUAAUUAGUGGACGCGUCAGCGGCGGCAGUAACGGUGAAAAUAGCGACAGCAAUCAAAGUAAAACAUCGUUGAAAGCAAAACGAAGACGCCUCGCCCAUUACAAGCUCAGCAGCAGAUUGGAUCGAAAGUCAUCACGUGGCAUGAUCUAUGAGAAUGAGGAACUGAGGCUGCGUACCAUCAACAUAAAUGCUGAGGUUGAACGAGGGCAAUCCGAUAUCAAACGCUUGCGUAGAGAGAAUGAACAGUUACGUCGUGAGAUCUGGACAUUGCGCGACGAAUGCGACCGCUUAAAUAAGCGCUUCAAGGCGAAAUUGCUGGAGCACGAUCAUGGAGGAUGCAAUGCGCGGCAUAGCGGUUGUAGCGGCGGUGGGCGCGGCAGUGGCCACGUUUGUGACAGUAACUGCAACAGUGAUGACUCAGAUUCCUGUGAUACCUGCAAGGGCAACGAUGAUCAGUGCAGCGACGAAUGCUGCACCGGUGGCAGCUGCCCACAACUGGCUACAAAACAACCCAUUAUUGAAUUUGCGCCUGCCACACCGUCAACUCCAACAUCACGUACAGAUAUGCCAAACCUGGCUGUCAACUGUGUGGGACCUGCGUCCGAAAGUACGCCAAAUUUACAUCAAGCUUUCGAUCAUCUAUCCGUCGUCUCUGAGGAGACGAUGAGCAAUGCUGAGCUGCAUACACAAGUGCCCCAUAAUGAGAUGUUGCACAUUUGCAUGCCCGAAAGUAGCGGUUCGCAGAUGACACUACCUAGCCUGGUCGGGCCGCUGACGCCACUGACGCCCAUCGAACAGGUGGCUAAUCAGCUGAAUGACCUACAAGCAGUUGUGCCGCCACUAUCUUACUUUGAGAAUGUUUUACAGGAUCAUAUGGGCUCCAAUAUAGGGAAUGUAGCCAACGCAAGCUCACCAACUUCGAGAUUAAUGCGCCAUACAAAUGGUUGGGACUAUAAACUGCAAUCGCCCUUCGCACAUCGCAAGAUUUCGGGUGACAACUCGCAGCCAGCCCUACAGAUUGCGUCACUUUCACCGAAUACCGGCCAACAACAGCGUCAGGCGCCUUCUCAGCUAUUGACCACAUUUGUGCCUACGAUGGUGGCGUCCACGUCUAGUAACGGGGGCUUAGCAAAUGCAACAGGUCUCACAGUAACAGCGCCCAGUCUGAUGAGUCAAGCAAAUAACCCCGCCAUAGAGACGGUCGCAAUCACCACCACACCAGUGAGUGCGCCGCCAACCCUGAACAGUCCGAAGCAUUUUUUUGCGCCACUGAAGCCGCGUCUAAAAAUUAACACAGCUUUGGCCAAUAAGUCGCUGAAUGCCACAAAUUCGUCGGGUGUGCCAGUCAUAAAUACAGUAGCAACAACACCGGCAGCCGAUCCGGAAAUAAGUGGGUGUCAAAAUUGUGAACCACCCGAUCUUUAUGUGCACAAUGCCUUGGCUGCCCCCUAUCAGCGUCAGGCUUUGAUCGCGACGAGCGCGGCCAACGCGGUGCCCCCGCCAGUGCCACAACGCGGUAGCUCUUCUCAAGUAAGUCCACAACUACGCGCUUGUGCGCAUUACCAACACCAACAUAUGCAAGAACGGCAGCAGCAGGAGCAGCAUAUCCAUCAACAUCUGCAUCCGCACCAGUACUCGCACCAGCACCAGCAGCAGCACCAGCGGCCACUGCAACAGCCACACACUCAACUGCAGUCAUCUCCAGUGCUGCAGCAGUCAAUCGUUACUAUCACAGUGACUGUAGACGAUGCUGAUGAGGUCGCCGCCGGUGCUGAUGCUAUUGCCGCCUGCAGUGACGGUGCGGCUGUUGCUGCCAAUGCCGGAUCUAACGCUUCUACAACGGCAUUAAUUAACUCGCCAUAUUCGCUGAAAGCAUCGCUUCAUGGCGCAGCAACCUUGCAAGCUCUGCUAUCGCCCGCUGCAAUGCCGGCGGUUUUCGUUGCACAGCCUAACACUGUAAUAACCAAAUUAAGUGAGCCAAUUUAUGCUACCGCACAAAAGCGCUGUAAAAGCCUAAUAACUGCACCGGCCCUCACCAAACCGCUGAUGGCAGUGACUAUCAAUCCCACCCAACGUCUAACACCAACACCAACAACAUCAAACAAGAGUAGUGCGGUAGCAACGCCAAUGCACUCACCGUUACCAGCGCCUACGCCAACAGGGGCAUUAAAAGCAAAGCUUGUGGAUAGUCAGAGUCAGACGGAGUCCGUCAACCUAGAAACCAUCCUCAAUGACAUCCAAUCCAUUUCCGAGGACAUUUUGGCAAUUCAGCUAGACAAGCGAAAGGGAAAUGAGAAUGACAUCAGCAAGCCGCUGGAGCAAGGUGACAAGAACAAGAAGCCAUAUCGCUCUGAAAUGAAUUUAACACUCCAAUACGAUGGCACAAAACAAGCUGCCACCACUAGUAACACCAACAAGACCGCUGCCGCAACUCAAACAUUACUCAGCAGUAGUGGCGGUAACAAUGGACGUUGUACGCGUUCACUGGAACGCGAACAUACCGAUAGUCCGUCGCCCCAUAUACCCGACGCAAUGGUGCCCUUCCCAGACAAACGUACCUAUAUCGGAUUUGAUCAGAUAAACAAUGAUGCGAGAAUCGCGCUGCCGCCUACGAGCGUUGCAAAUAUGCCGCGACCGCCACUGCCACCUAUGCCAGGAGCAGCAAAUAAAGCACAGCCCUCAACACCCCCUGCACGCGUUUUUCCAGCGGCGCUAAACAUACGCAGCGUGGGUAUGGCGCGCGCUACACCUGUAUCGAUACCGCAGCUACCUACCGAAGAGUUAGCGGCGGCUGCGGGCUUACAGACUGCUACGCCGGUGGGGGCAGGGCUUACACCCAAUAAGAGCCAAUUGUAUACGGUGAUAGCGAGCGCGGCAGCAAAGCGUGCACAAUACCGUAAUGCUAUGGCGCACUCGCUCGACGUGGACUUGGACGCCGCCACUGCAGCAACGGGGAAUGAUGCAAAUACUGCUGAUGUGGCGAGUGAGGCGCUGAGCAGUGAAGCAGCGCGACGAAAAGCACGACGCGUCUCAAUCGCUUGCGGCGAUUCAAGUACGCCAGAGUCACCUGACCCGGUGACAAAUCCACACUUAGUUCGAUCUCAAGCACAAAUAAAUUUAAGUGACGUGCAAGAGGGCGUUGCAACUAACGCCACGACCACCAAUUCCAAUACAACGACAACAACAACAACGAACACGAAGCAUUCAUCCAUCGGCAGCUGCACAGAUCUGCCAUCUGCGUUGGCUAAUCCAGCUCUGAGGAACCUCAAGCAGACCAGCCACAGCACACCCAAUUCACCACAUUCCGCGCGUCGGCGCAGCAACAGCAACACCAUGAGCCCAAAUAACGGUGUUGCUGACGGCGCAUAUCCUCCCCAAUCGUUGUCUGCCAAUACGUCGCCACGGCACACGGCCAACGUGCACCAUCAUCACACCAAUAGCAGUUGCAGCAAUAUUGUUGUGGCGCAUCAACGCAAGUCCAGCCAAGACUCGACACGUGGCAAUCCGGCAGAGGUGUCUGCUGUUGAGGCUAUCACGGGUCGCUCACGUUGUUCUCGUCGCCACUCGGACGGAACGGUGGCGAGUAAUGCGCAACGCGUCAGCGGCACGUCCGGCCACCAUCACCACCACCAUCAUCAUCAUCACCAGCACAGCGCGUCGGUGCUGAGCAACAAUCUGCAUCACAGCCAUCAUUCGCAUCAGGACAGCACCUCUUACUCGGAGCACGGAUCGAAUAGUUCGGCCUCGUCGCGGGAGUCGUCGACUUCGUUCAGCGUGCGUUCGAAUCGGCGGAAAAUCUCCAUUAGUUCGCACACAGGCGGCAAAAUACCGUGGUGCGGGUGUUGGGGCAACGGUUGCUUGUAGGCUAGAUAAGCGUAGUGGUGUGUGGAAUGGGGUUUCGAAUUGUAAAAUAUGUAGAACGGCGAAGUGAAUGUAUGUAGUACUAAUACUUAUAAAUACAUAUUUAUAUUAUAUUUUAGAUUUAUUAUUGUAUAAUCGCUUUGUUAUAAAAAUAGUAGUUCUAAUGUAUUUUAUUAUGUUAAAAAUUAGAUUAUAGGGCAUUUGUUUGAAUGUAGAAUACUCGUA